CACUGUUUGACCGGCAGAAAAUAUAAAAAAAUUGUCAUUGAAGAAAUCUUACAAAACAAAAAUAAUUUAAAGAACCAAAUCGGAGAAAAAGAUGGAUAUAAAGUCUUUUCUUUUUCAGUUCUGUGCAAAAACUCGCACAGAACCAAAGCUGGAUGUGCGCCAAACGGGGCCAAAGAAUCGCCAGCGCUUCCUGUGCGAAGUGCGCGUCGAGCAGACGCCCUAUAUCGGCGUGGGAAAUUCAACCAACAAGAAGGACGCCGAGAAAAACGCCUGUCGCGAUUACGUUAAUUACCUGGUGAGGACUGGCAAACUAAAUGCCACCGACGUUCCAGGGGAAGCGGGUGCUUUGGCACCAGGAAGGUUUCCAUCGCAUGGCGAUGGUGGUGCCGGCGCCGGGCAUCGCGUCUUCGGCGACGAAUCGGGGCCACAGGACCUGGGCGAAGCGUACCGUCCCGUGAAUCACUCUGGGAUCGGUGGAGGUGCCAGCGGUCACGAUCGCUUCAACAUCAUUGACCAUGUGCAGGAGCAGAAGGACAUGAAUGAGGCAGAGUCGAUCGACGUGAACGCCGCCAUCCAUGGCAACUGGACCAUCGAGAACGCCAAGGAUCGCCUAAACAUGUACAAGCAAGCGAAUAACAUUCGCGACGACUACAAGUACACUCCAGUGGGUCCGGACCACGCUAGGAGCUUCAUGGCCGAGCUGUCGAUUUUUGUGACUGCCCUUAAGCGCAAGGUGACAGCCAGGGAGACGGGCUCCAACAAGAAAUCGGCCAGCAAGUCGUGCGCCUUGUCCCUGGUGCGCCAGCUCUUCCAUCUGAAGGUCAUCGAAGCCUUCAGCGGCACCCUCAAGAAGAAGAAGGAUGAGGAGCUGAAGCCCUACCCAGUUCGGCUGGCGCCAGAUCUGGUGAACGAGAUAGACGAUGUCAUCAAGAUGCUGGACCUGCCCGUGGUUAAUCCGCGCAAUAUUAAAGUGGAGUCGGACGGGGCACCCAUUCCCCUGAUUGUUCAGAGCAGCCGGCUGGACUCGCAGCAUGAGAGCGAGAAGCGGCAGGAUAGCGCUGUGAUUCCGUGGGCUCCACCCAUGCCCAACUGGAACACAUGGCAUGCCUGCAAUAUUGACGAGGGCGAGCUGGCCACCGCCUCCAUCGACGACCUCUCCCUGGACUUCGAGCGCAGUAUCCUGGAUCGACGCCACAAUCAUUCAGAGUACCGUCAGUUCCUUGAAUUUCGCGAUAAGCUGCCCAUUGCAGCCAUGCGCUCGGAGAUACUGAGCGCCAUCAACGACAACCCCGUGGUGAUCAUACGCGGCAACACUGGCUGCGGCAAGACCACCCAGAUAGCCCAGUACAUCCUCGACGAUUACAUCUCGUCCGGGCAAGGCGGCUAUGCCAACAUCUAUGUAACCCAGCCGCGUCGCAUCUCGGCCAUUUCUGUGGCUGAGCGUGUGGCCCGCGAGCGUUGCGAGGAGCUGGGCGAUGCCGUCGGUUAUUCUGUGCGUUUUGAGUCAACUUUCCCCCGACCCUACGGCGCCAUCCUCUUCUGCACCGUGGGUGUGCUGCUGCGCAAGCUGGAGGCGGGCCUGCGCGGCGUCUCGCACAUCAUUGUCGAUGAGAUACACGAGCGUGAUGUGAAUAGUGAUUUCCUGUUGGUCAUAUUGAGGGACAUGGUGGCCACCUAUCCAGAAUUGCAUGUCAUCCUUAUGUCGGCCACCAUUGACACGACGCUGUUCUCAAAGUACUUUGGGGAGUGCCCCGUGCUGGAGGUGCCGGGCAGAGCCUUCCCCGUGCAGCAAUUCUUCUUGGAAGACGUGCUGCAGAUGACGGGCUUCGUGCCCUCAUUGGAGUCGCGUCGCAAGCGCAAGGAGGCCGACGAUGAGGAGCGGCUGAUUCUCAGCGAGAACAAGGAGGAGGGCGAGACAAACUGCAAUAAGAUUUGCGAGGACAAGUACUCGCAGCAGACGCGCAAUGCCAUGGCCGCGCUCUCUGAGUCGGAUGUCAGCUUCGAGCUUCUCGAGGCUCUUCUGUUGCACAUCAAGUCCAAGAACAUACCCGGCGCAAUUCUCGUCUUCUUGCCCGGUUGGAAUCUAAUAUUCGCCCUGAUGAAGUUCCUUCAGACCUCGAACAACUUUGGCACUUCGCAGUACCGCAUCCUGCCCUGCCACUCGCAGAUACCGCGCGACGACCAGCGCAAGGUGUUCGAGCCUGUGCCCGAGGGCGUCACCAAGAUCAUUCUGUCCACAAACAUUGCGGAGACAUCCAUCACCAUUGACGACAUCGUGUUUGUGAUUGACAUCUGCAAGGCGCGCAUGAAGCUGUUUACCUCGCACAACAACCUCACCAGCUACGCCACAGUAUGGGCCAGCAAAACAAAUUUGGAGCAGCGCAAGGGACGUGCGGGACGAGUGCGACCUGGCUUCUGCUUCACUCUAUGCUCUCGGGCCCGUUUCGAAGCCCUUGAGGAGAAUCUCACGCCGGAGAUGUUCCGCACGCCACUGCACGAGAUGGCUCUGACCAUUAAACUGCUGCGCCUCGGGGCCAUCCAUCACUUUCUGUCCAAGGCCCUGGAGCCGCCGCCAGUGGACGCCGUGAUUGAGGCGGAGGUACUGCUGCGCGAGAUGCGCUGCCUCGACGCUAACGACGAGCUGACGCCUCUUGGCCGCCUGCUGGCGCGCCUUCCGAUCGAGCCGCGCCUCGGCAAGAUGAUGGUGCUGGGGGCUGUCUUUGGAUGCGCCGAUCUGGUGGCCAGCAUGGCCUCCUACUCGAGCACCUUCUCGGAGGUGUUUGCCCUAGACAUUGGUCAGCGUCGCCUGGCCAACCACCAGAAAGCUUUGAGCGGGCGCAAGUGCUCCGACCACGUGGCCAUGAUUGUUGCCUCGCAGAUGUGGCAGAAGGCGAAGCACAAGGGCGAGCAGGAGGAGAACCGCUUCUGCGAUUGGAAGGGUCUGCAGCUGUCCACAAUGAACGUGAUGUUCGAUGCCAAGCAGCAGCUGCUCGAUCUGCUGCAACAAGCCGGCUUUCCCGAGGAGUGCAUGAUCCCGCACCAAGUGGAUGCUAAUGCGGUAGAUCCGGUACUCGACACGUCGCUGGCCCUGCUUUGUCUGGGCCUCUACCCCAACAUCUGCGUACACAAGGAGAAGCGCAAGGUGCUGACCACCGAGUCCAAGGCGGCCCUGCUACAUAAGACCUCAGUGAACUGCAGCAACCUGGGCGUCACCUUCCCCUAUCCGUUCUUCGUCUUUGGCGAGAAGAUUCGCACGCGCGCUGUCUCCUGCAAACAACUGUCGAUGGUCGCGCCCCUCCAGGUGAUGCUCUUUGGGUCACGCAAAAUCGAUCUCGCCGCCAGGAACUUAAUACGCGUGGACAACUGGCUCAACUUCGAGAUGGAACCGGAGCACGCUGCCAUGAUUGGGGCCCUGAAGCCCGCUCUGGAGGAUCUCAUAACGAUUGCCUGUGACAAGCCGGACACCGUGCUUCAACUGGAGGAACCCUAUGCCAAGCUGGUCGACGUGGUCCGAAAUCUAUGUGUACAGACGGCCGGAGACUUCGAGCUAAGACGUGAGGAGGGUAUCUUGCCGCAUCAAUCGCGUCAGUCCGGCUAUGCCGCAGGAGGUUUAGGUGGUGGGCCGGCAAAGAGAGGACGCUUCGAUUCAGAUGGUCCUGUAGGCAUGGGCUGGGGUGGAGGUGGACGAGGCGGCGGCGGAAGCAACUUCUUCAAUAAUUCCAGCGGCAGCUAUGGCAGGAGAGGUUUCGGCGGGCCGCGUAGAGGUCGGGGCUUUGGAAACGAUGGAGGAGGCGGCUAUGGUGGCAGAGGAGGAGGCUAUGGAUCCAGAAGUGGGUUCUCUGGAAACGGAAGAGGUGGCUUUGGCGGGGGUUAUGGAAAUAGGGGUGGAGGUGGAGACUAUUCCAGUCAAGGAGGAAGCGCAUUUGGCGAUAAUGGAGGCGAAAGUUUUCGCAGCCAAGGUGGAAGCAGUUCAUUUGGCGGUGGAUCCGAAGCCGACGGAAGCGAAUGUGGAACCUGGGGCGCCUUCUAGAAAUAAUACAAAUUGCAGAUAACAA
Drosophila guanche is the source of this 4055-nucleotide messenger RNA. It is a transcript of the gene mle, whose product is annotated as dosage compensation regulator. NCBI's taxonomy places the organism in Eukaryota, Metazoa, Arthropoda, Insecta, Diptera, Drosophilidae. Gene Ontology annotation, biological process: regulation of mRNA processing; positive regulation of transcription by RNA polymerase II. The record is from RefSeq and is a predicted model, not a curated record. Gene Ontology annotation, cellular component: intracellular anatomical structure; nucleolus; ribonucleoprotein complex. Bases 92 to 4030 code for a protein of 1312 amino acids. Gene Ontology annotation, molecular function: 3'-5' DNA helicase activity; 3'-5' DNA/RNA helicase activity; double-stranded RNA binding. The transcript is spliced from 5 exons.